Molecule: messenger RNA, 1818 nt
Organism: Endocarpon pusillum Z07020
Lineage: Eukaryota; Fungi; Ascomycota; Eurotiomycetes; Verrucariales; Verrucariaceae
Exons: 2
Coding region: 1-1818 (605 amino acids)
Biological process (GO): rRNA processing
Cellular component (GO): Pwp2p-containing subcomplex of 90S preribosome; small-subunit processome
Molecular function (GO): protein binding
Source: RefSeq, a predicted model, not a curated record
AUGGCACCCACGGCGCUAAGAUCAAAAGAAAAGGUCGGCAAGCGUACGGGUCGCGGCGUGGGAGUAAAGCCCCUCCUCGACGAUGCAGAGGGAGGCUCUACUAGCGACGAAAUCCCAGACAAGGACGAGACCGAAGAGCAGCUGGAGAAGCUGUUGUUCGGCGACGAUGCUGGAUUUUUCGAAGGGCUAAAAUCGCACCCUACAGGGUCGCAAUUGACGCACAGGACGGAAAGGACUGUCACAGUGGCAGAAAGUGCAGAAGAUGAGAAUCUCGAGUCAGUUGCCGACGAGAACCUUUUCUUCCUCGAUUCUGGCGCAGACAACCUACCGGACGGCUGGCAUGAUACGCAUGGUCUAAGUGGUGACAACCAGGAUACAGGUCGAACGCCAGCUUGGGUGGACAGCGACGAUGACCGGCUUUCUGUGUCUCUUGCCUCCCAUCCACAGCUGCGCAAGCUACGCAAUGCGGAAGGAGAUGACGUUAUCAAUGGCAUGGAGUACAUCAAGCGGUUACGCAGACAAUACGAGCGACUUCAUCCUACCCCAGUAUGGGCGAGAGUGCGCUCGCAAAGAGCUAGGAACUUGAUGGACAGUAAAAGCAGCGCCUCAGACGACGGUGCGGACUCGGAUAUGUCUCUUGACGACGAGGUUCUUGAUCAAUCGUCAACUGAAGCGCUGAGUGACCUUCUACGUUCCGCUGGAUCAUUCGUACAAGCAGCGUCCCCAUCGCAGCAAUCAUCAAAACGUCGCAAGCUGCGCCCCGAAGUCCUCGACAUUCAACGCACGAAAGACAUUACAGUUAAAGGUCCCUCAUCUGUUGACUCCCUCCAGUUCCACCCCUUCUACCCACUCAUCCUCUCCUCAGGACCAUCAUCGACAAUUUCGAUCCACCAAGUGUUCCCUCACCCUCCAAACCCCAAUCCUCUCCUCACAUCUCUCCACGUCAAAAAUACCCCCUUACAUAGCACUGCCUUCCUACCCCCCUCGGACUCAAGCCCUACCUCAGACUCAACAACAAUUUACCUCUCAUCCCGCCGCCACUACUUCCACACCUGGUCCCUCACCACAGGCGUUACCACCAAAAUCGCCCGCCCCUUCACCUCCAACCCGCAUCUCCGUACCACACAACGCACAACCGAGACCUUCCGUCUCUCUCCCUGCGGCCGCUACAUCGGCUUCAUCGGCUCCGCGCGCAAAGGCGGCGGCUACGUCAACAUCCUGGCCACGCAAUCUACACAAUGGCUCUGCACGUGCCGCAUCGAUAGUCGGGGUGGGGUCGCGGAUUUUGCAUGGUGGGGAGACGGGAACGGGAUUGUUGUUGCGGGCAAGAAUGGAGAGUGCAGCGAAUACGACGUUCAGGAGCGGAGGGUGCUAGGACGGUGGGUGGAUGAAGGGGCGGUGGGCACGACCGUGAUUGCGCUGGGCGGAGACAAUAAAGGAAAGCAAGGUGGCCUAGGCGGACACCGGUUCAUAGCCACCGGCUCAUCAAGCGGGAUCGUCAAUAUUUACGAUCGCCGCGAGUGGAGCAGCACCACCAUCCCGACCAACCCAACACCGCUGCGCACGCUAACGCACCUCACAACGCCAACUUCACACCUCGAAUUCAGCACCGACGGCCAGAUGCUCGUCAUGGCCUCCCGCUGGAAGAAGGACGCGCUGCGCUUGGUCCACCUGCCCAGCUGCACCGUGUAUCGGAACUGGCCGACGGAUAGGACACCGUUGGGGAGGGUGUCGAGCGUGGCGUUGAGUCCGGACGGCGGCUUUUUGGCUGUGGGCAAUGAGCAGGGCACCAUCAGGCUGUGGGAGAUCAGGGAAUGA